UAUGACUACAGUGUCUGUGGAUUUUUUGCAACAGAUUACUCUUCUCGGUAAGGAGUUUUUGUUAAUUGCGAUAGACCCGAUGAGUAGGAAGCAAACUAUCACAGAGUUAAAGAAGGUCCUCGGCAAGCCUUUACUAAUGUCGGAUUAUAAAAAAAUAUGGAAGGCUCUCUAUUAUGGUAUUGCAGUUUUAGAUUGUAAGCAAUGUGGAGUUCGGACAAGUAUCAAAAUCAAUAGAUUCUUGCAACUGAAAUUUCAUAGCUCACAAGAAUGUUCUACUCCAAUUUCAAUGCAUUCAUCCAAUUCUCCAAAGCCAUGUUCCAUGUGUUUAUGUUCGAAUGGGAGAAGAUUGAUUACUGGCGCAUCAAUAAAUUUAUGCUUUUAUUUAGGGAAAUCAUCGAAGAGUAAAUAAAAAUAUGCAAGCAUUUUAAUUGGAAGACAGUUCCCCAAUUGAUUGCUCUUUAUCACGAAAGUGUUCUGAAUCUGACAGAAUUUCAGACAGGUAUGACUCCUCAUCAUAACUCUAUUUAGUAUAGGGAGCCACAUUGCACUUCAUCCAAAUAUUUGUUUAGUGCUUGGCUAAACAUAUGAGCGAUUCCACUGUUACACAUGUUCAGGUUAAGGAUCUUCUUGAAGGGUUCUUGGACAUUCUUAAGCACAGUCCAAAUAAGACACUGAGAGAUAAAACUAUUCAAUAUGUCUACGAAUACAUAGAGGAGAGACAAAAAAAUGAAAACUAUUUGCCAGCUUUCGAUUCUAGAAAAUAUGGGAACUAUGUCUUCAAAUUGGCUUCAUCAGAGUAAUAGAAUAUUUACAAUUUGUAGGAGUGUCAAUCCUUAAAAUAGGAAGUCUCUUUAUAGAGUUGCAGAGAUCUUUAAUUUCACCGAAGAAUUGGAGGAGUCACCUCAAGUUCAAAUUGAAGAGGCCCCAAAGAAGAAGAAGACAAAAAAUAAUAAUUAAGAAACUCAACAAUUAAAAAAGUCAUAAGAAGUAAAAUAAUAACAAGAAAACCAUGUAUAAUAAUAAAAUGAAGAAGAACAACAACAAUUCAAUUAAUAAGAUGAAUAAGAGGAACAAGAAGAAGAAUAAGUGAUUUAAGUACCUCAAAAAGUUUAAAAAAAUAAUGGAAAAGAAAAAAAAGAGUUGUAACAACAACAGAACACCAAGAUCAAAUAAAAGGAAGAGAAGGCCAUUCUGAAAUUACAGAAAAAAUAAGAAGAAUUAAUCAAUUCUUAGAAUUAACAAGAUAGUCCAACUCAAGAUGAAGAUGAAACCAUAGAGGGUGAUGAUUAUAGCGAAAUUAGAAAGAACCCUAACAAAUUGAAAACUCUAAAGGAAAUUAUGAAUUCUGUUCCUGUAUAUUUGUUUAUGAAUCCAGCAGAGAAACGCAAAUACUUCAAAUCUAUCAAUAUGAAAUUCUAGGAGGCUUUGUAAAAAGAAAAAGGAACUCAUUGUACACACAACAAGAGUGUCCACUUUGACUUAGCAAGAAACAAAGUGAAAAGUAACUAUAUUUGUAUUAUGUUUAUAUUAGCUUUCAAAUAAACAGACAAUGUGCUCAGAAUUUCAAAGUCCUGAAUUUGAUAUUUUAUAUGUAUAAUAAAUAUGGCAGAG
Messenger RNA from Paramecium octaurelia, 1611 nucleotides. NCBI's taxonomy places the organism in Eukaryota, Ciliophora, Oligohymenophorea, Peniculida, Parameciidae. The record is from the annotation of a GenBank genome assembly.